Molecule: messenger RNA, 3093 nt
Organism: Haplochromis burtoni (Burton's mouthbrooder)
Lineage: Eukaryota; Metazoa; Chordata; Actinopteri; Cichliformes; Cichlidae
Product: E3 ubiquitin-protein ligase TRIM21
Exons: 2
Coding region: 104-1915 (603 amino acids)
Molecular function (GO): zinc ion binding; protein binding
Source: RefSeq, a predicted model, not a curated record
UCAUAAAAGAUACAAUAAUAGUUGACUGAACAAGAACUGUGAUCACGUCCAUCAAUACGCAUCCACGCACUGCUGAGCCACCGCCUCUCAGAGGCGGAGCAACAUGCUUCAGCGUCAGAGUCCAGAAGUGAAACUCACAGUAAAGACAGCAAAACUUGUUUCUCUUCACAGGAGCGUCAAACUGAGCUCUACAGCCUUUCUGAGCAGCACAGCAGAGCGUCUUCCAACACGGGGUGCAGACAUGUCUGCUGCCACCUGUCUUCUAUCUGAAGAUCAGUUUCUGUGCUCCAUCUGUCUGGAUGUCUUCACUGAUCCAGUCUCCACACCAUGUGGGCACAACUUCUGCAAAAACUGCAUCAGUAAAAACUGGGAUAUCAGCUACAGGUGUCAGUGCCCCAUGUGUAAAAAGGUGUUCAGGAUGAGACCUGAGCUGCACAUCAACACUUUCAUCUCUGAGAUGGUUUCUCAGUUCAGACAUGAAGCUCAGCAGAAAGUCAGCAGCAGUAGCUCAGAGCAACAAGCUGCCAAACCAGGAGAAGUUCCCUGUGACAUCUGCACUGGAACCAAACUGAAGGCCCUGAAGUCCUGUCUGGUGUGUCUGGUCUCCUACUGUCAGACUCACCUGGAGCCUCAUCUGACAGCUUCACGGCUGAAAAGACAUCAGCUGAUUGAUCCUGAGGAGAACCUGGAAAGCAGGAUGUGUAUGACGCAUGAUAAACCUCUGGAGCUGUUCUGUAAGAACGAUCAGACAUGUGUCUGUAUGCUCUGCUGUGUUUUUGACCACAAGACUCAUGAGUUUGUUCCUCUGAGAGAAGAAUAUGAAGGAAAGAAGGCAGAGCUGGGGGAGACUGAGGCUGAAAUUCAACAGAUGAUCCAGAAGACAUGGCUGAAGAUUCAGGGGAUCAAAGAGUCAGUGAAGAUGAGUAAAGAUGCUGCAGACAGAAAGAAAGCAGAAGGUGUUCAGGUCUUCACUGCUCUGAAGGAGUCUGUUGACAGACGUCUGAACGAGCUCAUAAAGGAGAUAGAAGACAAACAGGAAACAACAGAGAAACAGGCUGAAGGUUUCAUCAAAGAUCUGGAACAGGAAAUCUCUGAGCUGAUGAAGAGAAGCUCUGAGGUGGAGCAGCUCUCACGCUCUAAAGAUCACCUCCACCUCCUCCAAAGCUUCUCCUCUCUCAAAGCUGCUCUAACCACCAAAGACUGGAAAGAGGUCAGUAUCCAUCCACCAUCAUAUGAGGGCACUGUGGUGAGAGCUGUGGAUCAGCUGAAGGAAACACUCAAUGAAGAGUUUGAAGACUUGUUUGAGGCUGAGCUGAAGAGGGUCCAGCAGUAUGCAGUGGAUGUGAGUCUUGAUCCUGAUACAGCACAUCCUGAACUCGUUGUGUGUGACGAUGGAAAACAAGUACAACGUAGUGACAAUAGGAAGAAAUGUCCACACAACCCAAAGAGAUUUUCGAAGUUUGUUUGCGUUUUAGGAAAGCAGAGUUUCUCUUCAGGCAGAUUUUACUUUGAGGUUCAGAUUAAAUACAUGACCAAAUGGAUAUUAGGAGUGGUCAGAGAGUCAGUCAACAGGAAGGAAGCCAUCACACCGAGUCCUGAUGAAGGUUACUGGACUGUAGCGGAACAUAAAAACAUUUGUGUAGCUCUUGAUAAACCUCAAGUCUGUCUUUCUCUUCAGUCUGUUCCUGAGAAGGUGGGGGUGUUUGUGGAUUAUGAGGAGGGUCUGGUCUCCUUCCAUAAUGUAGAUCAUGCAACUCUUAUCUACUCCUUUACUGGCUGCUCCUUUAUGGAAAAACUCUGCCCACUCUUCUAUCCCGGUGUUAAUGAUGAUGGUAAAAACUCUGGACGUCUGAUCAUCUGUCCUGUGAUGGUGGGUGAUGGCAUCAGUGAUAAUGAUGAGGAUGAUGAUAACUGAUCAUCAGUCAGUCAGUCUGAUCUUUUUUCAUGAAGAGAUUGCAUCAAUUAAAGAUUAAUCGUAACAUUAAACCAACACAGAGAAGAAGUCCUAAGAACAGAACUGAGCAACUCAAACCUGCUGAUGAAAACCAUGAUAUUCAGUCAGAACCGGCAGGUCAAGUCAGCACGCUGAACUUUAAUUGAUUUGUUUGUUUUACUGUUUUCAACCUGAUAACAGUAUAACCCAUUUGUGUAAUUUCAGUUUGAAAAAGACCUUUCCUUAAUUUUCUUCCAGUGUUUUAAGGCACAGAUGUUGUGAAAUAUCAAACAAAAGGAUUCAGAAACUCUUCUGCUGUUUUAAGGUGUGCACUUAAAUAAAAAUAAAAAAUAAAAAUCUGAACUUUUGUUUUCUCCUUUCAUGUUUUUUGAUGAUAAUCAGCUGCUGAACUCUAGUCUUCUUCCCUGUAAUGUGGCAGCAGCAUAUGAGGUGAACAGUUUGGGAACAGGUUCGUGUCUCUGUUCUCAUGGAGAAAAUGAUCCAUUUGAGGAAAUUUCAUUCUGAGAAUGCCGAAACUCUCCUCUGCUUUCAGCUUUUACGAGUGCAAACAUUCAAACAUAUACUGUUCACAAAUAUGAGUACAAAUGUUAAUAUUUAAUUAUUUUCAGGCCUGCAGUCAAACAGAUUCAUGUCUUUGUUCUCCUCAUCAAAUUCCAAAUCAUCAUUAAUGAAGCAGAUUUAAACGUUACAUUUAAAUGGGAAAAAAUAGCUUCUAACUGUUAGUUCAGGUUUUAUCAGGUGGCACCAACACAUUCGUCUGAAACACAUUGACGUGUUUAUGAUUUGUUCCUGUAAAUCUGUAUUUCUUAUUGAUGCUCAGAUCAGACAAGCCCUGCAGGACAGCUUUCUGUAUUUCAUCCAAUAUUUCAAUAAAAUUGAUCUCUGUUCAUUUUAAAGUGGUAAUGUUUGGAAAGUUUGAGAUAUUUCCUAAUGUUGAUGAACAGUUUGAGUCUUGAAGACAUAAAACUAUUGUAGUUAUAAACUGUAAUGAAUGUUUAAUGGCAGCAGAAUCAGAUGUGUAAAAACUAAGAUGUACUGUUCAUCUGAAGAUAUCUCAGGCUGUUCUUCAUCUGUUUUGUAAAUAAGACUUUCUACUUUCUGCUCUGUUUCAAGGAAGAUAAAUAAAGACUCGUCUUUCA